CCCGUGACCUUUCUGUUAGUUAUCCUUUCUUUCCCUAUUUCUCUUUCUCUCUCUCUCUCUAAAAGCGCUUCGAUUUUAUUCGCUCGCAAUAAAAAAAUACAAAAAAAUCUCUACGAAUUUUGGUUUUCUUUUUUCACCCUAUUAUUCGAUUUGACUGUUUUACAACAGUCAAUAUUUCAAUUUUUUUAUUGGGUGCUGACGUGGCAUGCAUCCAAUAGAGAAUCACCAUGAACACCAAAACGAUGCGUCUUCCUCCACGUCGCAUUCUAACGGCGGAUAAGCGCAAAGAAAGAGACGCCUUCAUCUCCUCCGUCACCGAUAAACCGCCGGUAAUCGCCGUCGCCAAGUUUACCCCACCGCCGCCGAAUCUUGCUCCUCCGCCGGUAAAUCCCAUUUCCAGGAAAUCUUCAAUCGCAGCAGCCGAGCCGGUCGGCUCGAACCAAUUGAUGUUAGCCGGUUAUCUGAGCCACGAGUUCCUCACCAACGGCACACUCUUCGGAGAGCAAUGGAACCCGGCUCGAGCCCAAGCCGGUCCGUUUUCGGCCCAAUCAGUGGAGCCCAGGAAGGUAAAGCCGAGCCAUAUUAUUGGGCCGGCUGAGGAAAGUGAGCCGAAACGGAAGAGGUAUGUGGAGGUUGCUAAUCUUCUCCGGUCAGACGGGGCCCAUCUGCCCGGCAUCGUCAAUCCUACCCAGCUUGCCCGGUUUCUCAAACUCUGAUCGGCGUAAUCUGGUGGCCACGUGGAGAUAGAUCAUUGGUCUGUCGCCCGGCAAGCGAGACAGCGUUAAAACCGGAACCUUCCCCUUCUUCGUCUCUCUCUUUUUUUCAAAUAUUUUUUUUAAAUCCUCUCUGUAAAGCUUACUCUCUCGCUCUCUCUUCUCUUCUCAUCGUCUUCAUCGUCUUCCUCAGAAAUCAAUUGAGAAAAUUUAGGGUUUGUUGUUGAAGUAGAUGUUCUUGUUUUGUACAUCGGAAAUAUCAAUUAGCCAAUGGAUUAUAUUUUCAAAAUUGAACAGUCAAAGUUUAACCCUUUUCUCAUUGUGUGUAUGGAUUUUGAUGGUUCCAAAGUUAGUAAAGAUCUAUACAAAUCGAUAUAAGAAAAAAGAUCAAUUUUAAUUAUUGAACUUCGUGGAUGGAUCUUAGAAUCGAACGAGAUCGUCAUUCUCUGGAAGACAAAAUUUGGUGAUGGCUUAGUAUAGUCGCAGUUAUUGAUGUUUAAAAAAGCUCUAUGCAGUUAUUGGAUCUCUGUUUUUAGAGUUUGUGGAAGAGAUCAUUAGAUCAUGUAUAUCUGUUUUGAAACUACGAUUGCAAAAAAAAAAAAAAAACUACGA
Messenger RNA from Arabidopsis lyrata subsp. lyrata, 1325 nucleotides. RefSeq lists its product as uncharacterized. NCBI's taxonomy places the organism in Eukaryota, Viridiplantae, Streptophyta, Magnoliopsida, Brassicales, Brassicaceae. The transcript has a single exon. Bases 228 to 716 code for a protein of 162 amino acids. The record is from RefSeq and is a predicted model, not a curated record.